CCGAUCCUCUUUUUCAUUUCAAUUUUCAUUCAUGAAUGCCUGUGACUGUUCUCUGACUUUGGCUGUCUGGUGUGCAUGGGACGAAGAGGACCUAGUACAGUAGUAAGAGAUAGUGGAUAUUAAAGUGUGGUGGCAACUGGCAAGCAUGGACGGGUUCUAUCACGUCGACCAGGCUAUGGAUACCAGUCCGAAAGACCCAUAUGUAAUCAGCCUGAUUUAUUCGGUGGUAGCACUGUUUUUACUCAUUCCUCCUCAAGAAGUCCGAUCUGCUGGUUUGACGCUGGAACGUAUCUUUCAGAAUCAGCUGGGCAGCGAGUCACUGGACUUUGUGGGUUAUCACAUGCGUCGCACCACUCUCACGCGUCUAGUAGCUCUGCUAGUGCCGUUUGGAUACUUUGCCAUUCUGUCUCUCUACAGACCUGAUCUUUUGAAGGUGACAUUCGUAUACACAGGUCUACUAGUGUCUCUGGCUGUUGCUGUGCUUGCCAUUGCCUUUUCACUGUACUACUGGAGAACGAAAUGGGCAAGUCACCCACUGGCCCGUACAUUAGCCAAGCAUGGAGACAACUGGAGAUUUGUUGCUGGUAACAUCAACACGGAGUUCCGUCGUAUUGACAAGUUUACUACGGGUCCUACCAGUGGUCGGGUGAUUGUUACAGAAUCAUGGCUGAUCAAAGUUGGCAUAUUCACUGUUCAUGUCUCCAAGCUAUCCGAGACUGUCUUGGCGCUACAGAACAGUGCUCUUAUUUCCAAUGCACAGGCUGAUGUGCUGCAAUCAGUGCAACGACUCUCAAUCAAGGUGACCAGCGCGAAUACUGCAGUAGGAGACUUCAUGAUCCAUGUGCCUGGACUGGAAUAUCGAGAUUUCCGAAGUCGCUUGCCGUUUGUACAUGUUGUCAAUGUCCGUGGAGUUACUGUGCAACAAACUGUGGGUGAGCAGUUUGUGGCAGCAUUCAUCGAGCAGGCAGACCGUAACAAUAUCUACCGACUGGAUCCGAAUACGGAGCUUGACUCAUGCCUGGGCUGUAUGGUUGCUAGGCCGGAUGCUAAGCUUGUGAAGUUGUGUGCGGCUGAUGAGGAUGGUGACUGUCGCAACUGUCGUUGUCGUCCGCAGUGGUGUCUCAGCUGUAUGGCACGCUGGUUUGCCAGCCGACAGGACCAGCACCGUCCGGAGACUUGGCUGUCUUCAUCCGCUCCGUGUCCAAACUGCCGCUCGCGCUUCUGCAUGCUAGACGUGUGCCGCGUCGUGGAAGAUACAGCGAGAUGAUGUGUGCACCUCUAUCCUACAAGUCUUGCUGCUGCAUUUUGCGAUGCCCUGGACGGUUUUUGUGGUGCUGAUCUGUUGUAGUGAGGUCUCUGCGGAAGGAACCGAAUGCUGGAGUUGGCGGCUCAUGCUGGUGUUAGUAUCUUGUGCUGAGUUUCCUGACGUAUGCAGAGCUAUGAAACUGGUACACAGACUAUUGCUCCGGCAUUGGUGUGUCUACCACAUCCGUCAGUCAGCAUUUCAUGGCUAAAUUUACACUGCCACGUCUUGAGAGGGAGCUGGGGAUCUUUUCUCGUGCUUGUUAUCCGUGGACUGGUGUCGCUUGCUUCCUGUCCACUGGGUGACAUACCGUCUCACGGUGUGCCAGUGAGAACCGUGCCCAACAAGCCCAUUGUGCAAUGAUGUAAUUUGUACCGCCGACACCCCACACAGCCACCUAUAAAGUAGUACGAGUACCUGGACAUGGGCAUGGUCGUCUGAGGUGUUGAACAUGACAGUGCAUUGUUGAUCCCAGCGCACUCACGUGGAUUACUCAUACCUCCCAUAUUUGGCAAUGCGCAAUGGGCUUAUACCGGGCCGCAGCUGCCGAUGACCAGCGCAACCAGAGUAUUGUACUGCUUCCCAGCACAUCAAUCCAUGGACGUUUGCCUUCUGGCUAAAUUAUCCUGAAGAUGACUAUUGCUAUCAGGCCGGUGUGCUUCGGGUCGGCCACUGUAAUAUUCAUGGCUUGGUCCCAUUAUUUUAAGUACCGGUAUGCUUUAUUUUCGUCUUAUCCCGUCUAUAGUCUGCUGGAUUUAUUACUACGGUAAUUGUGAAGACAAUUGUGAAGACUAGCUCUCCAGCGCUGGUUCACUGGAGAGAAUAGAAAUAUGCUUCUUCAGCCUUCUUGUGCUGUUGCAUGUUCUGACUCGUAACUGUUAGGGCUGGGCUAAUUGCAGAUAACACGACAUGUUAUGGAAACCUUUGAUCCUAAAAGUUUUUUUAGAACUACCGGUACUAGCUUGGCUCUCCAUCCGUUUAUUAUCUUCUUAUCUAGUGUUACCCCUUGUCCUAUCCAUCCUUGAUGCGGUUGCCAGUCCAUGAUCCCGACACCCAAGGUCGGACGAGUGUGGCAAGCCUCA
Sycon ciliatum is the source of this 2385-nucleotide messenger RNA. RefSeq names its product E3 ubiquitin-protein ligase TM129-like. Gene Ontology annotation, biological process: protein ubiquitination. The coding region runs from base 146 to 1267 and encodes 373 amino acids. The transcript is spliced from 10 exons. The record is from RefSeq and is a predicted model, not a curated record. Gene Ontology annotation, molecular function: ubiquitin protein ligase activity. Gene Ontology annotation, cellular component: endoplasmic reticulum; membrane. Lineage: Eukaryota; Metazoa; Porifera; Calcarea; Leucosolenida; Sycettidae.